AUGGAAUUACUGGAAGGAUGUGUUUCAUUCAAACACUCCCACAGGACAGGUGUGCGGCGGCAGGCUGAGGCGGCCCGGCUGUGGAGAGGCGUGGUGCGGCGCGGCGACACGGUGGUCGACGCGACGUGCGGCAACGGUUACGACACCAUGGCCAUGGCUGCUCUCGCCCUCGCCCCCGCGCCACCCAGCCAUGGCGAUGCAGGGAGCACAGGGGAGGAGGUGGCGGGGCGAGUGGUGGCGAUGGACAUACAGGAGGAGGCCGUCAGCAGAACCCGUCGCCUGCUGGCAGCUGGGCUGUCAGACGCGCAGAUGGCUCACGUGCACACGGUGUGUGCAUGCCACUCCACGCUGCUCCAACAUGUUGCUCCGGCCUCUGCACGUCUGGUGGUGUUCAACCUCGGUUACCUGCCUCAGGCCCACCACGCCCCCUCUCCUGCCACCGGCCCUGAGGGCAUCACGACGCAGCCGGGCAGCACGGUGGCAGCGCUGCAGGCAGCAGUGGCAGCCACAGCGGUGGGUGGCGUGGUCAGUGUCAUGGCCUAUGUGGGCCACCCAGGGGGCAGGGAGGAGUAUGACGCUGUUGUGGAGGUGGCAGCGUCUCUACCUGCUGACUCUUGGGUGUGCUGGGAGCAUCGAAGCAUCAAUCGGCCCCUUUCCCCUCGAUUGGUACUCAUACGCCGUACAAGAUGA
Molecule: messenger RNA, 690 nt
Organism: Closterium sp. Yama58-4
Lineage: Eukaryota; Viridiplantae; Streptophyta; Zygnematophyceae; Desmidiales; Closteriaceae
Source: the annotation of a GenBank genome assembly